GGGUUGAUCACAAGUCGAGUCCCGGCCCUGGUCUGACUCUGAUCUGCCCGUGAUCGGGUGAUCGGCUUUUUCAUGCAGACCAGCAUAAAUGGUGAGGUGUAUCCUCGUGACACGAGUUUGAAAGUCAGUCUGGUUUGUGCAUGUGCUCAGUACACACCCUAUUUUCUUUCUCUGUGACCCACUUGCAAAAUAGAGAGAGAAUAGUUUUGUGCUUCCAUGGUGGAACGUCGAAUGAUCUGUACUUUGGCAAUACUACUACUAGUAUAGGUGGACAGCAGAAAAAUGGAAUCGUCAGUUAGUGCUGACGAGCUGGAAGCAGUGGAGUCCAAAAAAUCUCAGUCACCAUCUAGGGAUUCUGGAGUGGAUGAUGAGGCCAGUGGCAGUAGCUGUAACGAUGGAGAUAACACGGGUGGAAUAUUCUUCAACUUUCUUCUGGGUGGUGCUCUGGGAUACAAGCAGAUGAACAGGGGUGACAAAUUAGCCCUAUUCAAAAAUGAAUUGAUCCUUGGAUUCAUUAUUGCGUUCGCCCAGAUCCCAGAGUCGGUUGCUUUCGCAUUUCUAGCAGGGCUAGAACCGUCUAUUGCCAUUCAUUCAGCUUGGAUAAUGGGAUUGAUCUGUGCAAUAUUUGGUGGACGGCCUGCAAUGAUUAACGGUGCAACUGGAGCGUUUGCUUCGAUCAUUGGAACGUUUAUUACGCAGCCAGCCGUGUCGGGGCGCUCUGGUGAGGGAGUUGAGACACUCUUUAUUUCUGUGGUACUGGCGGGAGUCCUGAUGCUCGUUGCGUUUGCUCUUGACUUGGGCAGAUUUGUAAGCGUCAUUUCGUUCCCAAUCAUGCUGGGUUUCGCCAACGGCUUGGCUAUUGUCAUUGCUAGAGCUCAGCUGCAUCCUUUCUCCUAUGACUGCCCUGGAAACUACCGCUGCCCAUUUGUGAAUGAAUCAGUGGACAACUUUACCAUGCCGGAUAAAUCUCAUCACUAUGUGGGUGGUGCUGAGCUGGGCUGGAUGAUUGGAAUUGUCCUUGUCUCAAUGAUCGUCAUGGAAUUUGUGCCCAAAAUUCCACACAAGGCAGCCAAGUUCGUGCCAUCUUCACUGCUGGCAAUUCUGGCCGCUAUCUUCCUUGAGUUUGUCGUUGUUCGCAAUGCUGGAAGUAAGACCGACACCAUUGGUGAUGUUGCACCGUUCUCAAAAGACACGGCCUUCCCGAUUCCGUUUUUCAUCGACAAGUCUCGCUACCCGUCUAAUGGCACGUUGAAUGCUGACAACAGUACAGUGCUUGGCCCGCUCAAGUAUGACUUUGACAACCUAGAGGGAAAGGCCGGGCAAAUUGUUUUGCAGGCGUUCUUCCUCGCCAUAGUUGGUCUGAUUGAGUCCCUGCUGACCCAGGAGAUUGUCGAUAAGUUCACCAAGACCAAAGGCAACCGAUCGAGGACCAUCGCGGCCAUGGGUGCUGGUAACAUCAUCUCUGGUCUCUUAGGAGGCAUGGGUGGAAACGCUAUGAUCGGUCUGUCGACUAUCAACUGCUUGAACGGUGGCCGUGGGCGCUUAGCACCAAUCAUUACUGCUUUAGUUGUGAUGGUGAUGGUCAUGGGUGCCUAUCCAGUCCUCAACUUUGUUCCAGUUGCAGCUCUAGUUGGUAUCAUGCUGGUUGUUGUCGGACAUACAUUCAAGUGGCAGUCACUGCCGGCAAUCUUUGUUGCCUUCUUGCCGGAAAGGUGGCGGCUGGCGGGAAAACUACAAUUCAAGAUUGAGCGCACCGACGUGGUCAUCGUAGUGCUGGUGACCGCUCUGACCAACGUACCAGGUCUCAACUUGUUCUACUCCAUUGCUGCUGGCGUUGCCCUGUCAGCCGUGAUAUAUACGUGGAGAAGUGCCCAAGAAAUUUCUGUGAAAUCUGACCACGUGUCUUCGGAACUCAAAGUUUACUUUGUUUCUGGACCAUUGUUCUUUGGGAAUGCAUCCUCCUUCCCUGACCACUUUGAUCCUGAGGGAGACCCAGCCACUGUGGAAGCCCAUUUUUCAGACACAACUCUUUUUGAUUCUGCAGCACUGAAAACCCUCAACACAAUCACCAAGCAGUACAGCAAGGCGGAGAAGUCCUUCAUUAUACGACACCUAGACCCUGUGAGUGUACGCAGUGUGUCCAAAGCAUCACGUCUUCUCCACUACAUUGAACUGGCUGCCGGGGAGGACAUACCGAUGGGUGUCAGCGGCGAGGAAGAUCCAUCGCCACAGCCGCUUGUUACCAACGACGACGAUCCUGUGGUGCGCAAGCGUUCAAAGGACGUUGUUAAUAAUGAAUCAUGUGUGUAGUUCUCACCUGCCCUACUCCCCCCCCCCCCCCCUCUCUCUCUCUCUCUCUCUCUCUCGGUCUCUCUUCUUUAGUGUUUUAUCUGCAAUCAACUCUGGCUGGGCCAGGUAGCACAAUGUUCUUGAAACUUCCACAGUCUUCCAUAUUUGGGUGUGGAUCAGUUGAACUCUGAUAAUUGUUUAUUUUUUACGUUCAAGCAUAUUCUAGGUAUUGACUUAUUUUUCUACAGUUUGUACAAUUUCCUUGAGCUGAUAAUUGCCAUUUCAUGAUACAGCACCAGUUACUUCAACUAGGACUUUGCGGAAUAGAUCUUGUAACAAGUUAGAAAACAUUUUUAACCCUAUAUACUUCUACAACCCUAGGAAUUAUAUGGGCUUUUGGGGGUGUGUCAGUGUCCAAUUUUUUCAACUAUAAUUAUAUUAAUAUAUUCAUUCAAUGUUCAUAAAACCUAUUCAUGAUAAUUCUGGCGUAUUAUGCAUGUAUUUUCCUUUCAGCAUGAAACUCGACAAUGUGGAAUUAUUAUUUGCACAAUUUGUGUGAAGAUUUUUAUUUCUAUAACCUUGUUCUAUCCCCAGAAUCUAAUGCCUCUAUCUCUCUUUCUUCCUUUUUCUUUCCCACUCCAUCUUCCACACGCACACACACACACACACACACACACACACACACACACACACACACACACACACACACACACACACACAUACAUACACACACACUCUCUCUCUCUCUCAUUCCUGUCUUCAGGUGUGCUCUCUUGCUUACUAGCACGCACGCUUUCUCUGCCUCCCACUGUCUGAAGAGGAAAUCCCGUAAUGACCAAUAUUCUGUUCUUGA
Sycon ciliatum is the source of this 3142-nucleotide messenger RNA. RefSeq names its product putative sulfate transporter YbaR. The transcript has a single exon. Bases 283 to 2310 code for a protein of 675 amino acids. The record is from RefSeq and is a predicted model, not a curated record. Gene Ontology annotation, cellular component: membrane. Lineage: Eukaryota; Metazoa; Porifera; Calcarea; Leucosolenida; Sycettidae.